AUGAUUGUGGACUUCAGGAAGAGCACUGUCCCCCCGCCCCCACCCUCCGUGAUGGACUCCCCCAUCACCUCUGUGGAGUCCUUCCGUUUCCUGGGCACCACCAUCACCCAGGACCUCAAGUGGGAGCCGACCAUCAGCUCUCUCAUCAAGAAGGCCCAGCAGAGGAUGUACUUCCUGCGGCAGCUCAGGAAAGCCAAGCUGCCUGCACAGAUGUUGGUGCAGUUCUACACGGCCAUCAUCGAGUCCAUCCUCACCUCCUCCGUCACCGUGUGGUUCGCUGGAGCCACAGUCAGGGACAAACAGAGACUACAGCGCAUUGUGCGCUCUGCAGAGGAAGUGAUCGGCCGCAGCCUUCCAUCGCUGCAGGACCUCUUACAAGUCAUAGCUAACACUAGUAGCAUCGCCAAAAGCCCCAUUUUUGGUAUUGUCGUUGUUGUUUUUUUUUUUUUUUCUAAAAAGAUGCGGCCCAGACAUAGAGGUUCCAAUCUUGGCUUGCUGUUGCUGGGCAGUCAGCUUUUUCAAGUGGGUCUGUCCAACAUCCCCCCUGUGACUCUGGCUGUUUUGGCUUUAAACGCGUAUUUGUAUUUAUUUCCUGCAGCACCAUUGAUGAAGGCCUGUAUAAGUGUAGACCAGGUGUACUGGCUGAAGGACUGGCGGCGUUUCCUUCUGUCCCCUUUGCACCAUGCAGAUGACAUGCAUCUGUACUUCAACAUGGUGUCACUGCUGUGGAAAGGCAAGAGGCUGGAGGGACUUCUCGGGGGACCGUUUUUCCUGUUUGUGCUGACGGUGUUCUCUGUCCUCACUGGACUGGUCUACGUGUUGUUGGAGGGUGCACUAACGGAGCUCACUCAGGACUACUCCUUCAGCAUGCAAUGUGCAGUUGGCUUUUCUGGGGUUUUGUUUGGUCUUAAGGUUCUUGUCAACCAUUAUUUUCCCGGGUCGGUGUCCUAUGUGAUGGGUAUUCCAAUCUCAAGCCGCUAUGCUAGUUGGGCUGAAUUAGUGCUGAUCCAUAUUACAUCACCUGGUACCUCUUUUAUCGGUCACUUGUCAGGCAUCCUUGUAGGACUGCUCUACACGUCAGGACCUCUGAAGGCUGUUAUGCAGAAAUUUGCAGAUAUGGUGACAUCUAAUAGAGCUGGGUUCAGGCAGAGGGCACAAAACAGUUCUCCUAACUACAGUGGAUAUAACAUGCAUACACACAAUUCCCCAGACCUAACGGGGGCAUUGACAGAGGAGGAGCAGUUGGAGAGAGCGAUCCGAAACAGUCUUAAUGAAAGGGAACCACCUAGACCUGCACCUCCUUACGGUUUCCAACUCUCUCACGAAGAGAUGAGGCUGCAACGACUGAGGCGGUUUGAACAGCAGCGUCGGAGAGCAUCACGUUGGAGAUUGGGCCAUAGGGCAAAAGGUGAUCGAGUCCUCGGUUUGGUGGAGUAG
Molecule: messenger RNA, 1437 nt
Organism: Knipowitschia caucasica
Lineage: Eukaryota; Metazoa; Chordata; Actinopteri; Gobiiformes; Gobiidae
Source: the annotation of a GenBank genome assembly